GGGUGCAUGUUGUUUUUGCUCUGAUGGGAUAAAUAAAACUGUGAGCACGUCAUUUGGGCCAAACUAUUAAUAAGAAUGUCAUUUUGGUAUCCCCCUCCCCUCCGAACCCCAUUAGUCCUUUGGAUACUUGCCCAACUGUGUCCGCAUGGCAGCUGAGCGCAUGCGCAGCGAGACGGUUUUGAAAUAAUGAAGUUGAGCCUAAUGCUUGUGGACAGCCCGGUGCUCAAAGUUGGACGCGGACUGAAAACAAUGGUGUUCCCCGCAGAGGUGAGCGGUCCGGUCACCGACACCGACUCCCGGGACUCCGGUUUGAGUUUGUAAAUUAGUUUCAUCGAGUCUGAUUAAGUCGUCGGGCUCGUUUGUUGGACUCCUGCGGGUAAUGGCCAUGAGCAGUGGCUGAAGUGUUGUGAUCCAGUCAGUGACAGCCUGCAGACAGCAGGGAGAGCUGUGCGGAGGUCUCGCUGCGUUUCAUUAUGAGCGCUUCCAACAAGUGAAGGAAAUCUGGGAGCUUCUUGCUGGGACGACAGUGAUAUAAACACAGCGUGUGGCAGAUCAAAACCCAAGAAACCAUGGAGGCCUCACAGGACCUCAACGAACAGAUGGUGAAGAAAUCACACAGUGAAUCUCAUGUUCCAGACCCUUCAGACACCAGGUCUAUGGAAAUGCAGGACCUAACCAGUCCUCAUAACCGUGUGGGUGGUGGAGACUCGACGGGCUCCAAGCUGGACAAGAACAACCUCGGCAGCCCCUCCAUCAUCACCAAUGGAACAGGAGGUGAAAACAUGACAGUUCUAAACACGGCUGAUUGGCUGUUGGGCUGCAGCAGCCCGCCCCCCGCCCCGAGCUCCAAGGACUAUGUGAAAUCCGAGCCUAUGAACAACAGCGAUACAGUCACUACGACAGGCGACACAGCACUGGACACGUACGCAGGCUCAGUAAUCACCAGCAGCGGUUACAGCCCCCGUUCAGCCCACCAGUACUCCCCUCCGCUCUACCCCUCAAAGCCCUAUCCUCACAUUCUCUCCACACCAGCGGCCCCACCCAUGCCCACGUACGCCGGUCAACCCCAGUUCAGCAGCAUGCAGCAGUCGACCGUCUACACCGCUUACGCCCAGACAGGGCAGGCGUACGGACUGUCCUCCUACGACCUCGGUUCAAUGCUGCCGGGCAUCAAGACCGAGAGCGGCCUGGCUCAGAGUCAGUCUCCUCUGCAGACGGGCCUGAGCUACAGCCCCGGCUUCACCACACCUCAGCCCGGACAGACUGCAUACUCACCCUACCAGAUGCCAGGUUCCAGUUUCACCCCUUCCUCAGGCCUCUACGCCACCAACAACUCAGUGUCCAACCCCGCCAACUACACUGCCACACAGCAGGAUUAUCCCUCAUAUACGACGUUUGGCCAAAACCAGUAUGCCCAGUAUUAUUCCGCCUCCACUUACGGGACUUAUAUGACCUCCAACAGCGUGGAUGGCACAGGCACCACGGCGGCCUACCAGCUGCAAGAACCCGCCCCUGCCAUGACCGAACAGGCUGCUGAACUUCACCCAGGGGACUUUGAUACCAUGCAGAGCCCAUCCACGCCCAUCAAAGAGCUGGACGACAGAGCCUGCCGGAGUGGGGGGUCCAAGUCCCGGGGCAGGGGCCGCAAGAACAACCCCUCCCCUCCCCCGGAUAGUGACCUGGAGAGGGUGUUCGUGUGGGAUCUGGACGAGACGAUAAUCGUCUUCCACUCUCUGCUCACGGGCUCCUACGCACAGAAAUAUGGCAAGGAUCCUCCGAUGGCGGUAACGCUCGGUCUGAGGAUGGAAGAGAUGAUCUUCAACUUGGCUGACACACACUUAUUCUUUAAUGACCUGGAGGAGUGUGAUCAGGUACAUAUUGAUGAUGUGUCAUCAGACGACAAUGGCCAGGACUUAAGUACUUACAGUUUUGCAACUGAUGGCUUCCAUGCAGCUGCAACCAGCGCCAACCUGUGCCUGGCUACGGGUGUCCGCGGCGGGGUGGACUGGAUGAGGAAACUGGCCUUCCGCUACCGACGAGUCAAAGAGAUGUAUAGCACGUACAAAAACAAUGUGGGGGGUCUUCUGGGUCCAGCGAAAAGAGACGCCUGGCUGCAGCUGAGGGCAGAAAUUGAGGCUCUGACCGACUCCUGGCUCACCCACGCACUCAAGUCUCUGUCCAUCAUCAGCUCCAGGAGUAACUGUGUCAACGUGUUGGUGACCACAACGCAGCUCAUACCAGCGCUGGCUAAAGUUCUCUUAUAUAGUCUGGGAUCCGUUUUCCCCGUCGAGAACAUUUACAGUGCAACGAAAAUAGGCAAAGAGAGCUGUUUUGAGCGUAUAGUCUCCCGCUUUGGCACUAACAUUACAUAUGUUGUGGUUGGCGAUGCGAAGGAUGAAGAGCAUGCGGCAAGCCAGCACAACAUGCCCUUCUGGAGGAUAUCCAGUCACUCUGACCUGCUGGCUCUACACCAAGCACUGGAGUUUGAGUACCUGUAACUAAAAUAGCAAUAUGGACUCAUAAAAUGUUACCGCAGACGUGGUCAGCCCCUUUCUUUUGUACAACUAUUUAAGAACAAACGAUACACUGCAACAGUUUUUGUGAUUUUUUUUUUCUUCUUUUUUUGUCUGACAAAACUCUGAACGGUCUUAAGAAGCAAAGACGAUGUGAACGGUGGUAGAGAAAAUAAAAGUGGGAUUGAGCGAUGACUCAAGUACAAAGCUCAGCCCUGAGGUUGCAAUGCUGGGAACAGACCGCUGUGAAACCCCCCCCACCCCGAUAUCCACGGUCCUUCCAGCGAUAGUUGACUGAAAGCCUGUUACGGCUUCCCUUGGCCUGGGAGGAUAUUUCCUGGGCAACUCCUUGAUGUUUGUUUUUUAUGGUGCACACAGACUAGUAUCAGGCCUGAUGUGGGUGACCUGGGAUGAACCAUCUUCAAACAAGGGCUUUUCUGUACAGCCAUUAUGAGUGUGAGAAUAACAGCUGCUUUCUUUUUUUGUAUGUUUUCUUCCUGGUGAUAUAAUAAUCACAACACAAUGCAGUCUGCAUCAGAAACUUGUGUAAAUUAUUUACAAUAAACUUAAGGGGGCAGUGGUGUCUUUUUUGUCAAGGAAAGGAAAUUACAUUUGUGGGGUCUGUUUUUUUUCUCUCUAAAUUUUUGUAAUUUUUUUGGGCGGGGGGAAUUGAGGAUGUGCGUCAUGUGUUGUGCCUUAAUGUGUUUGAAUGUCUUUUCUUUAUUCAGAAAUGUCUAUGUAUGUAGAUAUAAAGGAGAACUUAUCCAAAUGA
Pseudoliparis swirei is the source of this 3285-nucleotide messenger RNA. It is a transcript of the gene eya4, whose product is annotated as EYA transcriptional coactivator and phosphatase 4. Gene Ontology annotation, cellular component: nucleus. The record is from RefSeq and is a predicted model, not a curated record. Lineage: Eukaryota; Metazoa; Chordata; Actinopteri; Perciformes; Liparidae. The transcript has 20 exons. Bases 570 to 2498 code for a protein of 642 amino acids. Gene Ontology annotation, molecular function: protein tyrosine phosphatase activity. Gene Ontology annotation, biological process: cell differentiation; positive regulation of DNA repair; multicellular organism development.